Closterium sp. NIES-67 is the source of this 685-nucleotide messenger RNA. Lineage: Eukaryota; Viridiplantae; Streptophyta; Zygnematophyceae; Desmidiales; Closteriaceae. The record is from the annotation of a GenBank genome assembly.
CGACCACAAAUGGGGGUCUCAUCAGAAUUGUUUGUGAUAGGAGUACCUCUCAGUCAGCCUCGCUCCAACACAUUCGGGAUCUAGGGUUUCGAGCUUGCAGGCGUGGAACUUACGACUUGCGUACGCGAGACGCCUCUGUUGCGAGCGAAUUCCCGUGUUUGAAGUACUUUUCUAAGGAUCCUCGACUCGUACAGAAUUGGCGUAUUGUUUCCAGAGACGGCUAUUCUCUCGCAUCACGUUGGUUCAUAGCCACCUGGUGGCUUUCAGCGAAUCCAACGCACCAUGGCCGAGCCGUUGUCGCAGGAGCCGAUGCACUCACAGGGACUGUACGGGGAGCGCGAUUCCACUCAAGGGCGAGGGGGCGGCGAUCCGCUGCGUUUCCUGGAGUUCUCGACGCAAGGCGAGGAUGCGGAGUACGAAUACGCCACGCAGUUCCACGAUCUCAGCCAGCCGUCCAGGCCCGAUGCCGUGGGGACCGUCGGAUGGGGGGAUUUGCACCUAGGAGCGUCGAACUCGUCGAAUCCGGCCGAUGCGUUACGAGCGCAGGAAGCGGCGUACAGGAAAGACGCCGCCGCGAGUCAACCUGGCGCGUUCGCGGAAAACGGGCUGGCGGCGAGGGACGAUGCAGGGCGGGCGGGGUUGGGUGCUAGCAUGGCGGGCACGGGCGCUGGCGUGGGCGCGGCGG